This is a messenger RNA of Lactuca saligna, 546 nucleotides long. NCBI's taxonomy places the organism in Eukaryota, Viridiplantae, Streptophyta, Magnoliopsida, Asterales, Asteraceae. The record is from the annotation of a GenBank genome assembly.
AUGUAUAAUGGUGAAGAGUUAGACUACUACGAAUUAUUGGAUGAGAUCCUAGAGAUUGACUAUUAUGGCAUGGGGCGCUCGACUAUUGUACUAUUCAAAUUUGGUCCUCCAUCGGGUGGUAAGACAUCCUCUUUGCCAGAGCAUAUUGGCCUUCCACGCAUCCCUCUUAUAGGUGGUUCUAUAUCGGGAGCCAUGUCAUCCUUUUUGCCUAACCCUAAUGGCCUUCUAUGCAUCCCGCUUACAAGUGGUUAUGUACCAGGAGCCACAUCAUCACCUUUGUCUAAACCUAGUGGCCUUCCACACCGUGCUCUGAUAUGUGCUUUUGUAUUGGGAGCCAGGUCAUCGCCUUUUCCUGGUCCUAGUUACCUUCUACAUAACAUUUUUAUAGGUGGUUCUAUAUCAGGAGGCAAGUCAUCUGCUGACCUUAGUGUCCUUCAAGACAACCCUUGUUUGUGUGGUUCAACACCGAGAGUUAGGUCAUCACCCGACCCUACUGGCCUUCCACGCAUCCCUUUGGGGAUGAUACUACAUAUGGUUAUGGGAUAA